AUGAGUCAGGCUACUGGCGUCGCCACGAGGUACAACUUUCAAGUUGUCUUCUUCGUGGCCCUAGGGUCUUUGACAUAUGGAUUCAACAACUCGAUCAUGGGAACGGUGUUUGGUCUGCCGUCCUUUUUUGCUUAUUUUGACCUGAAAGAUGGUAGCAGUCGGCAGACCUCGAUUGAAGCGACGACGCAAGGAAUAUUUUAUGCCGGUGGUAUAAUCGGCUGCGGUGUAGUUGCAUGGCUUGCCGACAAACUAGGGAGAAAACGAUCAGUGCAGAUAAUCACCAUAGCCUGUAUCGUAUCUGCUGCUAUACAGGCUGGCUCGGUGCAUAUUGCGAUGCUCCUCGUUGGACGCUUCUUCAACGGCAUGGGGUCUGGUAUGAUCAAUGUUAUUGUGCCAUUGUAUCAGUCAGAAGUGUCGCCUCCGAAGAUGAGAGGUCGGAUGGUUGGAUCGCAUGGGUUUCUUAUUGUUGUUGGCUACGCAUUAGCUGCAUGGACUGGGCUGGGGUGUUACUACGAAAACAAUCCACAAAUCCAAUGGCGCUUAUGCUUGGCUCUACAGAUUGUUCCCCCUCUGUUACUAGUGCUUGGAUCUAGCUGGCUACCCGAAUCUCCUCGAUGGCUGCUGGCGCAACAUCGUCGAGACGAAGCUUUGAAGGUUCUCAAUCGCCUUGACGAUACUGAUCCUCUUCAUGGUUCGAGAGAAGACCACGUCCGACAGGAAUGCCGCCUCAUUGAAAGUCAACUGGAGCUAGACUCUCGCAAACCAACCAAUCUCAUUGCUGUUUUAAAGAAUGCAUCUUAUCGGAAACGAUUCUUAAUGGGGCUUUUUGUGCAAUGCCUAGCACAAUCGACAGGAGUCCUUGUCAUCAACAACUACCAAGUCAUUCUAUAUAAUGGCCUCGGUCUUUCAGGCUCCGUUCCGCUCCUCUUAUAUGGCGUCUAUACCACCUGGGCAGCCUUCCUUAACUGGGCCGGCCCUAUGAUUGUCGAUAGAGUUGGGCGUAUCCGCAUGUUGUCUGUUGGAAUGAUUGGCUGCGCUUUAAUGGUAUCAUGUGAAGCCGCCAUGGUAGCUCAAUACGGUGGCACCUCAAACGAAAUCGGAAAUGGAUUUGGUGUUUUGUUCUUGUUCCUCUUCGUCACAUUUUACGGCUCUUGCGUUGAUGCUAUUAGCUACGUGUACUGCUCUGAGCUUUUUCCGACAAAUCUAAGGGCCCAGGGAGUAGGGCUAUCUGUGAUGGGACUUUUUGCUAUGACGCUUGUUUACACGCAAGCUGCACCGGUAGCCUUUGCCGACGUGGGUUGGAAAUAUUAUCUUGUCUUCAUCCUCGUCCCAGCAGUGAGCACGCCGUUGAUGUGGUUCAAGUUUCCAGAAACGAAAGGUUUGAGUCUAGAAGAAAUUGGCGCUUUUUUUGGUGAUGAAAUAGCAGAUGGUAGUGAUCCUGUUCGACACAUAGAUGAGAAAGGAGAGGAAGGCCAUAAUAAGGGUCAGAAGAUGGAUGUUGGUGAAUGUGAUGUAGUACAUGAUGAUAACUGA
This is a messenger RNA of Talaromyces rugulosus, 1533 nucleotides long. RefSeq lists its product as uncharacterized. The record is from RefSeq and is a predicted model, not a curated record. NCBI's taxonomy places the organism in Eukaryota, Fungi, Ascomycota, Eurotiomycetes, Eurotiales, Trichocomaceae. Bases 1 to 1533 code for a protein of 510 amino acids. Gene Ontology annotation, biological process: carbohydrate transport; transmembrane transport. Gene Ontology annotation, cellular component: membrane. Gene Ontology annotation, molecular function: carbohydrate:proton symporter activity. The transcript has 7 exons.